UAUUUAUAUAAAAGAAAAAAAAAUUAACAAAAUCUAAAAUUCUAAUAUUUCUUGAGUAGGUGCUGUGCAACAUCGCAAAGAGGCAAAACAGUGUUGAGAAAUACGCAAAGUGGCCCGAAGUCGUUUUCCCACAGCUGUGCGAUUUAUCUGUCCCUGGAAAAUCGCUCGUUUUGCAUUUUGUGUUUCUGUCUCUCGUUCCCGUUCCUGCUGAUAAAAAGGAUUCAACCACCUUAACCACAACUAAAAAGCAGCACUAUGUCCAGUAGCGAGGCGCCUGACGCGCUGGUGGAGCAAGUGGUUGAGGUGACUGCCUGCUCGGCGGACGAAGCUAGGCAUUAUCUGGGUGCCUGCGCCAACGAUGUGGCCGCCGCCGUUGCUCUUUUCUUCGAGCAGGCUGCAUCCACAUCUGGCGCUGCACCAGCUGCCCCCUCGCUUCCCUUACUCGACGACGAGACGGAGGUGAGGGCGCCCAUUGCCCCAGUGCGCGAGCAACUGAUCAUGCCUGAGGACGAUAACUUCUUCGCGUCGGGCAGUAGCAGCCGCCUGUCGCGCGUAUCGCAGAGGGUAAAGGUGUGCCCGCUUAGGGACUUUGCCCGUGAAGGGGCCCUGAUGGAGGAACAACUACAGGCUACUGGUGUCUACUCGGAUCCGAGCGCCCAUCGACGGCGUCGAGAGCGCUCUGCACAGAUGGUUGUGGCCGGGCAGGCUAUUGCCCUUAACAAUCGCUCCACAGCCGGCUCUACCAGCACAGCUCGUCUCGGAGACCUGUUCCGCCCGCCUACAGACAUCACUUACUCCGGAACACUGACUGCUGCUCGGGAAUUUGCCACCAAGAGGCAACGCUGGUUGCUAGUUAACGUCCAAAGCGACAAUUUCCAAUCUCAGACCAUGAACCGAGAUGUGUGGUCCGACAAGGAAUUAAAGAAACUGGUGCGCCGCCAGUUUACUUUCUGGCAAGUGGACAACGACACUUCCGAGGGCAGGCGCUUUGUUGCUUUCUACCGAUGUGCCACGCUUCCCUAUCUGUGCGUGAUCGAUCCCCGCACUGGCGAGGAGGUGUGGCGUAGUCCACAACCAAAUCAGGAGAAUGUUCUGCCCGAUUUGCGUCAGUUCUUAAAGGAGCAUCGCGAUUUCAUAGAGGAGGACGCUCCCAGCACCUCUAAGCGGGGCGCCAUUCAAAUUGAUGAUUCACAGGAUGGCGACACAGAGGCAUCCUGUUCCUCAACAGCCAGCACUCCUAAAAAGAGAGCAAAGCUCCUGGAACUAACGGAGGAGGAGCAACUGGAGCUGGCCAUUAAGAAUUCCAUGAACGAGAACGGAGGAGGCUCUAAGCCAGGUAGCCAGGUGGACGGAGCCAGCGACAACGAGAGUCUAGAAGAGUUUGAUGAUGAAGAGCUGAAGGGAGUAACCGCCGCUUCAUAUGAGAACCAGCUGGGAGAAGCCAAGGAUGAACUAACUGCUCUUAAACUACGCCUGCUUAACGCCGCCGGAUCGGAUGAAAUGGUUCAGCUGCGCUGGCCCUCAGAUACCAAGCUGGAGACUCUACGGCUCUACAUUCGUCAAACGCACAAGCACAUCCCCCAAAACGGCUACAAGCUCAUUUGCGCCUUUCCGCGAAAAACGCUCGAGACGGAGCACAAUAACAGCUCACUGAAAGAGCUCGGUCUGCAUCCUUCGGCCAACCUGCAUCUCACGCUGGACGAUUAAGCGCCAGCAAUACAUAUUCACCCACUACCCUCGUUGGUCUCAAUUCGUUGUCAAAAAAAGAAAAUAUAUGAUUGAGCAUAUUUAUUUACAAGUCUGUCUUUCGUCUCCGUCAACUUGAUGGCGGGAUUGUCGCCGCCGAAGAGGAAACUCCCUAUUAAUUAACACUCUGUCUUAAAUUUAAGUGAACGCGUAUUGAAUAAAGUUUAGAAAUGCUAAUGCCUACCGAAA
Molecule: messenger RNA, 1935 nt
Organism: Drosophila ananassae
Lineage: Eukaryota; Metazoa; Arthropoda; Insecta; Diptera; Drosophilidae
Product: UBX domain-containing protein 7
Exons: 1
Coding region: 256-1707 (483 amino acids)
Biological process (GO): proteasome-mediated ubiquitin-dependent protein catabolic process
Cellular component (GO): nucleus
Molecular function (GO): ubiquitin binding
Source: RefSeq, a predicted model, not a curated record